AUGCGUAUCAUCAGUGGCAUUGCUGCUACGCUGGGUCUUGCGGGCGCAGUCUCAGGAACCCUACACCCUCGCUCCCAAGAAUCCCGCGACUUCUUCGCUCUCCACCUCGAUGACACCACCUCCCCCUCCCACAUCGCACAGGUCCUAGGCGCCCGCCACGAGGGCAAAAUCGGUGAACUCGCUGGUCAUCAUACAUUUUCAUUACCGCGAGACCAGACCACUCAGACAGUAACCUUAUUGGACAAUUUACGGGCAAAGAGAAAGCUCCGGCGGCGUUCCGGCGAGCUCGAUUCGCCCGCUCCCAGUGACGAUCCACUGGACGGUGUCUUGUGGUCGCAUAAGCUCGCACCGGCAAGACAAAGACUUCAGAAAAGACUCCCACCAGCCUCCGUACCAUAUGAAUCGCUGGACAAGAGAAAGGAGGAUCCGCAGGUCGCUGCAUUUCGGAAGAACGCCAUAUCAAGUCUAGGGAUCAGCGAUCCCAUCUUCAAUGAUCAAUGGCAUCUUCUGAAUAGCGUGCAGCCCGGUCAUGAUCUCAAUGUUACAGGGCUUUGGUUGGAGGGAAUUACGGGCAAGGGAAUCGCCACGGCAGUAGUGGACGACGGUUUGGAUAUGGAUAGCAAUGAUCUCAAACCCAACUACUUCGCAGAGGGCUCAUGGGAUUUCAAUGAGGGAGGCCCGGACCCUCGCCCUCUUCUACUGGACGACAAACAUGGCACGCGAUGCUGCGGCGAAAUUGCAGCAGCCAAGAACGAUGUUUGUGGUGUUGGUGUUGCGUACGACAGCAAGAUUGCUGGCAUUCGUAUUCUGUCCAAGCCCAUCGAUGAUAUCGAUGAGGCAGCUGCGAUAAACUAUGCUUAUCACAAGAAUGAUAUUUAUUCGUGCUCGUGGGGCCCCAUUGACGACGGCGCUACGAUGGAUGCGCCUGGAAUCCUCAUCAGGCGAGCCAUGCUCAAUGGUAUCCAGAAAGGCAGAGACGGGAAAGGUUCAAUUUUCGUUUUUGCUGCCGGAAAUGGCGCGGCAAAUGGAGAUAACUGUAACUUCGAUGGUUACACCAACAGCAUCUACAGUAUCACAGUCGGUGCUAUUGACCGACAAGGUAAACACCCGAGCUACUCGGAGUCCUGCUCGGCCCAGCUUGUCGUUGCAUACAGUAGUGGAUCAAAGGAUGCAAUCCACACCACUGAUGUUGGUGCCAACAAGUGCUUCGACGGACAUGGUGGUACUUCAGCGGCCGGUCCGCUAGCCGCCGGCAGUGUGGCUCUUGCGCUAAGCAUACGACCCGAGUUGACCUGGCGUGAUCUGCAAUACAUCAUGGUGGAGACUGCGGUCCCCGUCAGCGAAGACGAUGGCAGCUGGCAGAUCCUGCCUUCUGGCCGCAAGUUUAGCCACGACUGGGGGUUCGGAAAGGUCGAUACCUAUACCAUGGUCCAGCUUGCUAAGACUUGGGACCUCGUAAAGCCCCAAGCAUGGUUCAACUCACCAUGGUUGCGUGUGCACAAAGCAAUCCCCGAGGGCGACCAGGGACUGCUGAGCCAUUAUACAGUGACCGCUGAUCAAAUGAAACAGGCCAACAUUGCCCAAUUGGAACAUGUCACCGUGACGAUGAAUGUUAACCACACCCGCCGCGGUGAUAUCAGCGUUGAGCUGCGCAGUCCUGCCGGUAUUGUUAGCUACCUGAGUGUUGCCCGCCGAAAUGAUGAGAUGCGAGCUGGCUACGACGAUUGGACUUUUAUGUCUGUUGCCCAUUGGGGUGAAUCUCCCUUGGGCGAUUGGUCGAUCAUCGUGAGAGACACUGCCAAGAAUGAAGACACUGGGACUUUCAUCGAUUGGCGUCUCAAUCUCUGGGGUGAAGCCACUGACGGGGCCAAGCAAGGCCUGCACCCCCUGCCCGAAGAGAACGAUGAUGACCAUCCCUACGAAGAUGCUCAUGUGGCUACGACCAGUGUUGAGGCAGCCCCAACGAAGACCGGUGUCCCUGAAAAUUUGGAUGAUCACCACGACCGGCCUGUAAACGCAAAGCCGACAGCGGAGCCUGAGACUAAGCCAGUUGAGGAUGAGAAGAAACCUUCAGCCACCUCGGGUGGUGAAACUGCCUCCCCUUCAUCCACCUCAUCAGACUAUAUAUCCUCCUACCUCCCAACAUUUGGUACCUCGAAGCGCACCCAAGUUUGGAUCUACGCAUCUUUUGCUAUGAUCGUUGUCUUCUUCAUUGGACUGGGUGUUUACUUCCAACUGCAGCGAGUCAAGCGUCGUCGCACUACGGCUCACGACGACUAUGAGUUUGAAAUGAUCGAAGACGAGGAUGAGAUGCAACCAAUGGCUGGAUCUUCCGGCCGUACCCAGCGUCGUGGUGGUGAGCUGUAUAAUGCAUUUGCUGGCGAAAGCGACGAGGAAAUGUUCAGUGAUGAUGAUGAACCUUAUCGUGAUGGAUUGACCAACAUCCCAGAGAAGGCCAGCGAGGAUGGGUCAUCUCAAGCUGGCCGCCCGGAAAAGCCUUGA
This is a messenger RNA of Penicillium soppii, 2502 nucleotides long. RefSeq names its product kexin kexB (gene kexB). The transcript has 2 exons. Lineage: Eukaryota; Fungi; Ascomycota; Eurotiomycetes; Eurotiales; Aspergillaceae. Gene Ontology annotation, cellular component: trans-Golgi network; Golgi membrane. Bases 1 to 2502 code for a protein of 833 amino acids. Gene Ontology annotation, molecular function: serine-type endopeptidase activity. The record is from RefSeq and is a predicted model, not a curated record. Gene Ontology annotation, biological process: protein processing.